Messenger RNA from Ilex paraguariensis (yerba mate), 831 nucleotides. The record is from the annotation of a GenBank genome assembly. NCBI's taxonomy places the organism in Eukaryota, Viridiplantae, Streptophyta, Magnoliopsida, Aquifoliales, Aquifoliaceae.
AUGAAUGGUGGUUGCUCAUCAGAUCCCACUGCCAAAAGGCUUGAAGGUAAGGUCGCCAUAGUCACCGGCGGAGCAAGUGGCUUCGGCGAAUGCACAGUGAGGCUUUUUAUAAAACAUGGAGCGAACGUCGUCAUCGCCGACGUUCAAGAUGAUCUGGGUUUGUCCCUUUGUAAAGAUCUUGGCUCUGAAAAUGUAAUGUACGUUCACUGCGACGUUACCGUCGACGGCGACGUGAAGAAUGCCGUCGAUGCCGCCGUUUCCAAGUACGGCAAGCUUGACAUCAUGUUCAACAACGCCGGCAUACCGGGAAAGUUGGAUUUCAGUAUCCAGUCUGCUGAUAACGAAAACUUCAAAAGGGUUUUCGAAGUGAACGUGUACGGUGGUUUCUUGGGCGCCAAACAUGCCGCUAGGGUUAUGAUUCCGGCGAAGAAAGGGGUCAUUCUGUUCACUUCCAGCGUUGCUUCUGUGACCGCCGGCGAGUCACCGCAUUCUUACUCGGUGUCGAAGCACGCCGUGGUGGGGCUGACGAAAAACCUGUGCGCCGAGCUUGGACAGUAUGGGAUAAGGGUUAACUGCAUAUCUCCAGGGGCUGUUGCUACACCGUUACUGACAAAUGCGAUGGGGUUGGAGAAGAGAACGGUGGAGGAGAUACUCUGCGCGUCGGCCAUAUUGAAAGGGACAGUCCCGACGGCGGAGGAUGUGGCGGAGGCGGCGGUGUUUUUGGGCAGUGAUGAGUCUAAGUUUGUGAGUGGGGUUAACCUUGUGAUUGAUGGUGGUUAUAGCACCACCAAUACGUCUUUUGCCAAUGCGGUUAAGACUUUGACGCCAUGA